Messenger RNA from Plasmodium cynomolgi strain B, 1257 nucleotides. Its product is annotated as ubiquitin-activating enzyme E1C. Gene Ontology annotation, cellular component: nucleus; cytoplasm. Gene Ontology annotation, molecular function: NEDD8 activating enzyme activity. Lineage: Eukaryota; Apicomplexa; Aconoidasida; Haemosporida; Plasmodiidae. The transcript has 2 exons. Bases 1 to 1257 code for a protein of 418 amino acids. Gene Ontology annotation, biological process: protein neddylation. The record is from RefSeq and is a predicted model, not a curated record.
AUGGAAGCAACCAAAGUGCUGGUGGUGGGCUGCGGAGGACUGGGGAAUGAAGUGGUAAAAAAUCUGAUAUGUCAGAAUGUAAAAAAUAUAACUAUUGUGGAUCACGACACAGUGGAAGUGAGCAAUUUGAGUAGGCAAUUUUUUUUCACAUAUGAUGACAUUGGAAGAAGCAAAGCAGUGGUGAUUGAGGAGAAAAAGGUGGAGUCUUUCGAUACCGAUUUUUUUGAGAAUUUCGAUUUUGUAAUGGGUUGCCUGGACAACAUAAGCAGUAGGAUGUACCUGAAUAAUUUGGUCUUCACUUUGCGGAAGGACGUCAUUUACAUCGAUGGGGGAGUGGAGGGUCUUCGGGGAAGUGUAAAGAUUGUGGACCGGCGCAGCCACUUCGCCUGCGUGCAGUGCACCGUGGGGAAUUACGCCACGGGGGGUGAGCAGCUGUGGGGGAGAAGCGGUGAUGAUGCCGGAGCGGAAGCAGAAGCCAACGCGGAGGCCGAAGUAGAAGCCGAUGCGGAAGCCGAAGCAGAAGCCGGAGCGGAAGCCAACGCGGAGGCCGACGCCGUGCCCGUGUGCUCCAUCGCGGGAAGGCCAACAAACUUCACCCACUGCGUCCUGCACGCCAUGCAUGUAGCAUUUGAGCAAAUCAGGAGAGAAAAACUCAACGUGAACGAUAAAAGCCACGUGUUGUGGAUUCACGAACAAGCCAAAAGGAGAGCUAGCCAAUUUCAAAUCGACCACGAGGACUAUCACGUAACGAGACAGGUAGUUCAAAACACAAUCCCAACUACAAUCAGUACAUUAAUGGUGAUAUCUUCAUUUAUGCUAUCUGAAAUGCACACCGUUGCUUCGCAAAUGCGUAAAGGAAAUCUACACGAGGUGUCCCGUCGUACACACGAUUACAGCGACAUCCUCUACGUUGGGGAAAACGGGUUCUACCUACUCCAUUACAGGAUAUAUAAGAACCAACACUGCAUCAUAUGCAGCAGAAAACGGAUCCGUGUCGUUUUUAAGCGAAGCGAUACAUUUAGUCAGUUUGUUGAAUACCUUAGGAGGAAGUACGGGCUCGAACGAAUCAGCAUUUCCACCGAGUCCUCCAUUUUGUUCAUGGAGGCAAGGUGGUUUGUGGGGAGGGACUACGAACAGAGGCUCCGCGCUACCUUCGCGCAGCUCGUGGAUAGGGGCGAGUUGAAGGAGCGUGACUACCUCAACGUCCAAACGGAGGGGGCGGGGGCCAGCUUCGUUUUCCUCCUCGACUUGGAGUGA